Molecule: messenger RNA, 1123 nt
Organism: Daucus carota subsp. sativus
Lineage: Eukaryota; Viridiplantae; Streptophyta; Magnoliopsida; Apiales; Apiaceae
Product: phosphomannomutase
Exons: 12
Coding region: 222-965 (247 amino acids)
Biological process (GO): mannose metabolic process; protein N-linked glycosylation; GDP-mannose biosynthetic process
Cellular component (GO): cytosol
Molecular function (GO): phosphomannomutase activity
Source: RefSeq, a predicted model, not a curated record
AAAUCAGAAAAAAGGUUGAAGACAACUCUAACUACUUUGAGUGAAGCCAAAAUAACAUUACAACAGAUCUGUACGUCACAGAUUCACACACUCCCAGAAUAAUUACUAUAAAUACCAAACACUACGCACCCAUUCAUUCACAAAUCUACGCACAACACACAGAUCUACUGUGAUAUUACUCACAUUUGAUUAGCUUUUUUUAGAACUUUCAACGGCAAGUAAUGGCUUUGAUGAAGACUGGCGUUAUUGCUUUGUUUGAUGUCGAUGGCACACUUACUGCUCCGCGAAAGGCGGUCACCUUGAAAAUGUUACAAUUUAUGAAGGAACUUGGAAAGGUGGUCAAAAUUGGGGUUGUGGGAGGAUCAGAUCUUGUAAAGAUAUCAGAGCAACUGGGGCAAACAGUGAUAACUGACUACAAUUAUGUAUUUGCUGAAAAUGGCCUAGUUGCUUACAAAGAUGGGAAACUAAUUGGUACCCAGAGCUUGAAGACCUUUAUCGGUGAAGAAAAUCUUAAGGCAAUUAUAAAUUUUAUACUUCACUACAUAGCUGACCUGGACAUUCCUAUCAAGCGGGGGACAUUUAUUGAGUUCCGAAGCGGAAUGAUAAACGUCUCACCCAUUGGCCGCAACUGUAGCCAGGAAGAAAGAGAUGAAUUUGAAAGAUAUGACAAGAUUCACAACAUACGCUCGAAACUGGUGUCACUGCUGCGAGAGAAAUUUGCUCAUCUGAACCUCACUUACUCUAUUGGCGGUCAGAUCAGCUUCGAUGUGUUUCCUCAAGGUUGGGACAAAACAUAUUGCUUACAGUACCUUGACGAAUUCACUGAAAUUCACUUCUUUGGGGACAAGACUUAUAAGGGUGGCAAUGACCAUGAAAUAUAUGAAUCUGAGCGAACUCAUGGUCACACAGUUACAAGCCCUGAGGAUACGAUGAAGCAAUGUACCAGUCUCUUUUUGGACAACUGAUCAAAGAGUUCUCGACGGUUAUCAAAUGUUUCUAGUUCGCUUUGUAACUUUUGUUGAUCAGUUGUAACCAUAUAUUCAUUGAUGUUUUUUACACAUACUGAAAGUUUUGUUUACUAACAUUCUCUGUGGUUGAAAUUUGUAUACCGUUUUCUUUGAAA